GGCGCCAUUUUAGACGAUUCGCAUUUAUUUUUACUUUACAACUUUUUUGGUGUGUGGUGCAGUGAUAACUCUAAGUGGAUUACCUUUUUAUUUAGCUGUGUGGUUGUAUUUUUACAACAAUUGUUUUUUUCCAACUUGAAGCAUGAAAGUUGAAGAACAGAUGCGGGGGCCAAGAAGGAUGAAUUCGCCCAACCUGCUAGUUCUAUUGUGGAACAAGAAGUUCACGGCCAUCUUUGUUGCGUGUCUGUGUUUUGUCAUGGUAAUGACAGUGUAUACGUGUUACCAACGUUACACCGAGUGGGUGUGGCAGGUCGAGGAGAGUAAGGUGGCCAUGGCUUGGGAUGGCUUUGGCCCGGAGAAAGGUCUAUACAACUUCACUGUGGUGACCGCCAUGCUGGACAUUGGCCGGGGGACGUGGACGUCCCAAGUCCGGCCGUACAACAUCUACCUGCUGUACAUGCAGCGUCUGCUGAGGAUGGACGUCAACUUGGUCGUCUAUGUCGACGUCAAGGCCAGGCCGUUCAUUGAGUGGAUGCGGCGGGGCAGGGAGGGCCGGACACGGGUGGUGCUAGUCCGUCUGGAGGAGCUGCCCUACUACAGGUACAGAGAUCGAAUGUCGGAGAUCAUGAGAAGUCCCGAGUACCAGCGGGACAAUGAGCUGUACCAGAAGAAGCUGUGCGAGUCCUACGUGCCGGAGUAUGAUAUCCUACAGCUCUCCAAGCUGUAUUUUGUCGAGAGAACAGUAAGAGAAAAUCCAUUCAAAAAUACGUAUUUCAUGUGGAUGGAUGGUGGAUAUGGACACGGUAAAAACGUUUAUCCAUCGGAUGAUUUAUGGAUUCCCAAAAAUCUAUUUGAAUAUCCAGACAAAAUCACGUUCAUUGAACGAACCCCGGGAGUAAAAGAGUUCGAGGCUAGGAAAAACAUCCUCCACAAAAUCAGCGUCAACAUCCUUCAGGGUCUGUUUUUCGCUGGGGGCGGGGAGGCGUUUCAGGAGCUGUACCGGCUGCAGCAGGAGCAGGUGGUCGAGUGGAUGGAGCAGGGAGUCGUGGACGAUGACCAGACCAUGUACAUGCUGAUCUAUUACAAGAAACCAAGUUUGUUUCGUUUGGUCGCCGGGGACUGGUACGACGUGUUUACACUUUUUAACCAGCGCGGGGUGUCUUGAUGUGAGACUGACUUUAGACCACAAAAGAUUUGUGGCUGAUUUUAUGGUAGUGUGAGGUUGACUAUGGGGAUGAGAGGCUGUCUAUCUUGACGUAAGGCUAACUCUACGAUGAUGUCUUACUUUAGCGUUAUUUGAGUUAACGUUAUCGCGACUUGAGGUUUAUUUUAUCGUAAUGUCUAAUAGGGCUUGUCAAUCUCGGUUUCUCUCGCUUAAAGUUCGAAAUCUCGUUAGCAAGGGAGAGAUGUAAAUUUUCGAACUGAAUUCAUAGGUUUGAA
Messenger RNA from Physella acuta, 1440 nucleotides. Its product is annotated as protein HtrL-like. NCBI's taxonomy places the organism in Eukaryota, Metazoa, Mollusca, Gastropoda, Physidae. The record is from RefSeq and is a predicted model, not a curated record.